Nilaparvata lugens (brown planthopper) is the source of this 1173-nucleotide messenger RNA. RefSeq names its product peroxisomal membrane protein PEX14 (gene Pex14). NCBI's taxonomy places the organism in Eukaryota, Metazoa, Arthropoda, Insecta, Hemiptera, Delphacidae. Gene Ontology annotation, molecular function: signaling receptor binding. The transcript has 6 exons. Gene Ontology annotation, biological process: protein import into peroxisome matrix, docking. Gene Ontology annotation, cellular component: peroxisomal membrane; peroxisomal importomer complex. Bases 113 to 1063 code for a protein of 316 amino acids. The record is from RefSeq and is a predicted model, not a curated record.
CCCGAAUUGCGAUUCAUUCCAUUCCAACCAUAACCUAAAAUUCACCAAUUUCUGUAAGUAAACUACAGUUUUAAAAUGUUGUAAGCCCUCAAAACAAACAAUAUAUAUCAGAAUGGGAGACAGUAAUAACGAUAAAAAUAAAAAUAUGGACAAUCUAGAGACAGCUGUGACGUUGGAACCAGUAGACGUCCGUGAAUCACUCGUGCAAACCGCGGUGCAAUUUUUGCAAAACCCAAAAACAAGGGGAUCUUCACUCAAGUUGAAGAUUAUGUUUUUGAAAAAGAAAGGACUGACGGAAGAUGAAAUACAAUUGGCCAUUGACAGGUCUGGUACUGCUCUCUAUGAGGAAGCCAAGAACAGCGUACGGGAAGCUUCGCGUCCUCCCACCGCACCUUCGCUGCCUCCAAAUCUUGGUUACAAUUUCCGCCAACAGAUGGCUUCAACGUCGCAGCCGCGGUCCCCAUUUGAAAUUGUGAAGGAUAUUGCCAACACUGUUGUGGCUCUCGGCGGCUUAGGAUACUUGGUCUACUGGUUUUAUAAGACUUUUAUCCAACCGUGGCUGUUCGGCAAAUCGACAAAGAAGAAGAAACCGGAUGAUGGAGACGCUGUGACCUUGGCAGAGGUGAAACGCGAACUGCAGCAGGGAUUGGCCCGAGUCAGCCGCGACCUUGACGCGCUGGCCAAUCAGAGAGCAGCUGACCGGUCACGUGACAUGCAGGAGUUGAGUGGCCAGGUGGCCACUGUCAAAGGGCUACUGCUCAAUCGGUCACAAUUCCCAUCAGUGCCGCCAACCUCGCUCGGCUCGCCGGCAAAAAUUCCCAGCUGGCAGUUGGCAGCUGAGAAGGACGAGGAGCAGGUUGGCAACCCUGCAGUGGCGCACCAACAACAGCUGAUUGACAACAAGAUGGCCGCCAACGAACUGGAACAGAAGGAGAAGGAGGAUCAGGAGGAGGAAGAGGAAGAGGAGGAGGAAGAAGAGGAGGAUGAGUCGAGUAAAUCUGCGGCAGAGGCGAGUGAUAGCAGUCUGGAGAUGAUUAACAGUAUUACCAACCAUCGAGAUUGAAAUUGUAGAUGUCAAUAUUGAUGGGAAAAUUCAAACGGUUUCAUGGAAAUAUUCGAAAUGUUGAUUGGGAUACUAUAAAUAUUGAAAUGCAUUUCAAAUAUACAGAGUGA